AUGUUUGGAUUUGGUGAUGACCCUAACCCCUUGCCUGAGACCGUGGAUCUGGUGGAGGAUAUUGUACUGGAGUACACGACCCGCCUGCUGGGCCGGGCGGUGGACAGCGCCGCGGCACGGGGGAGGGUCAAGCCCGGGUCAAAGAGCAGCGUUCCUGUGGCCAUCGGACCCGAGGAUAUUCUCUUCCUCGUCAGGAAGGACAGCAAGAAGUUUGCCAGGGUGCGGGAGCUUCUAGUGAUGCAGGAGGAGAUCAAGAAGGCCAAGUCGGGGGUCUCCGCGACGCUGCGCGACUUCCCCGUCCCCCGCGUGGCCCUCAUGUUCCUCGUCCGCGGCCCCAUGCCCCACGAGGGCGUUUGGGCCAACUUCCUGCGCCCCGCCACGGUAACCAGCAGCCCCGCUGCCGUCACCGACCUGCCCUGGCGCCACUUCUUCUCGCUGUACACCCACCCCUCCCCCAACUGGACCUACCCCGCCACCAGCCUGUUUGCGGGAACCGAGGUGCCCGGCCGCGAGCAGGUGGCCUGGGGCCAGCACUCACUCAUCGUUGCCGAGCGGCGGCUGCUGGCGGCCGCGCUUGGGGACCCGCGCAACGCACGCUUCCUGCUGGCCUCCGAGUCAUGCGUCCCCCUCUGGCCCCGGGAGUCGCUGUACCUGGCGGCAAUGGGGCAUGAGCGCUCCUUCAUCAACGCCUGCCGCAACCUGCGCAGCGCGAAGCAGGCCAGGCAGCAGAUGGUGGAUCGGUACCAGCCUGGCAUGGCCAUUGCCAACGUUACUGAGGCCGACUGGAGGAAGUCCGCGCAGUGGUUCAUGCUGACGAGGCGCCACGCCUUCAUCACCGUGACUGAUACGGUGGUGGAGGGCGUCUUCAGGAAGGAGUGCUAUGUGGGGAAGGACCGCUUCUGCGUCUCAGACGAGCACUACAUCCCCACCCUGCUCGCCCACCUCGGCCUGGCCAACGAGACUAACUGCCGCACCUCGGUGGCCUACACCAGCUGGGGCCCACCGAGCUACGCCCACCCCAAGACCUUGGGGCCAGCAGAUGCCACCCCCGCCAAGGUGUACAUCAUGAGGGGGAGUGGGUGUACCAGCAAUGCCACGGCGGAUGCCGCGGCCCUGCUCGCCUUCCUCAGGCAGUGCCACCUGUCGGAGGUCGCCCGCCAGACUCCCGACUACGACGAUGAGCCGAUGUUCGAGGAAUGGUUGCGAGGAAGCCUUGCCGUGUCUGGUCACGAGCACAUACCGGCAUGGUGCCACCUCACGGCCAGGAAGAUGGCGCCGGCCGCCGCGGAUGCAUGGCGGGCGGUGCUCAGCCCCAUGCACAGCCGAGGGGAACCACGGCCCAUCGGGAACAGCACCUGA
This is a messenger RNA of Auxenochlorella protothecoides, 1359 nucleotides long. RefSeq names its product Transcription initiation factor TFIID subunit 13. The record is from RefSeq and is a predicted model, not a curated record. Gene Ontology annotation, molecular function: protein heterodimerization activity; glycosyltransferase activity. The coding region runs from base 1 to 1359 and encodes 452 amino acids. Lineage: Eukaryota; Viridiplantae; Chlorophyta; Trebouxiophyceae; Chlorellales; Chlorellaceae. The transcript is spliced from 9 exons. Gene Ontology annotation, biological process: transcription by RNA polymerase II. Gene Ontology annotation, cellular component: membrane.